Messenger RNA from Metschnikowia bicuspidata var. bicuspidata NRRL YB-4993, 438 nucleotides. It is a transcript of the gene CTF8, whose product is annotated as Ctf8p. Gene Ontology annotation, cellular component: Ctf18 RFC-like complex. The record is from RefSeq and is a predicted model, not a curated record. Gene Ontology annotation, biological process: mitotic sister chromatid cohesion. The coding region runs from base 1 to 438 and encodes 145 amino acids. The transcript has a single exon. NCBI's taxonomy places the organism in Eukaryota, Fungi, Ascomycota, Pichiomycetes, Serinales, Metschnikowiaceae.
AUGCCCAGCACGGCGAUAGAUUACUCUGAUGCGCACAAGGCCUUGAAUUUACAGCCCCAAAUUUUGCCUGAUGGCUCUUGUUUUGUGCUGACGCCCUUCGGUCUCUCGCUCUUGGAAAUCCAAGGCGAGCUCAAUCUUCCCUUAUCUGCACCAGUGUCACAUGAGGGGAUGGACCCAGACUAUUUGAAAAACUUUGCCAAAGUCGACGGGAUUUAUGACGCAGUCCGCUUUGGAAAAAUGGAGUUUGACGAGAAGGACUCGUCCAAGGUCGUACUUUUUAUAGGCUCGUCGCAGCGACUUUUAGGUACUGUCGAGCCGUUGCGCAAUCCUCUAGGCGUGCUCCGGGUGCCUGCUGAGAAUUCCGGAGAGAACAUGAAGAUCGUCGACGUCAUUGAAAAAAAGAUCCUUUUUCAGCAGAGGCCCCUUCCAAUCAUGUAA